Molecule: messenger RNA, 948 nt
Organism: Anisakis simplex (herring worm)
Lineage: Eukaryota; Metazoa; Nematoda; Chromadorea; Rhabditida; Anisakidae
Source: the annotation of a GenBank genome assembly
CGAGUGGUGUUGCCGAUGACGGUAGAUGAAUAUCAAGUGGGUCAGCUAUGGUCAGUAGCUGAGGCAUCUAAAGCUGAAACGGGUGGUGGAGAAGGUGUUGAGGUGUUGAAAAAUGAGCCUUUUACCGAUGUACCGCUAUUAGGUGGUCGCUUUUCGCAAGGGCAAUACACCCAUAAAAUAUAUCAUUUACAGUCAAAAGUACCAUCAAUAUUGCGAAAGAUUGCACCAAAGGGAUCACUGGCUAUCCACGAGGAAGCAUGGAAUGCGUAUCCAUAUUGUAAAACCGUUCUUACGAAUCCUGACUAUAUGAAAGAGAAUUUCUUCAUCAAAAUCGAGUCAAUGCAUUUACCCGAUAGGGGCACCACAAAAAAUGCACAUGGAUUGAGUGACGAUGAGUUGGCCAAUCGUGAAGUUGUGUACAUCAAUAUCGCUAAUAAUAACGAAUUCUUAUCAAAUGCUGAUAUCAAGCCGGAAACCUCUCCAGCCUUGUUCAAAUCGAAGAAAACCAAUCGAGGACCACUCACCGGAGAUUGGCGAAGUACGGUCGAACCAGUGAUGUGCGCUUAUAAACUCGUCACUGUCUACUUUAAGUGGUUUGGAUUCCAAAAAUUGGUAGAAUCUUUCGCACAUUCGGUAUGUUUCAAUAGUUUGUUCUGUUUUCAUUCUUUCCUUAUUGUCACGCAGGCUGCGUCAAUGCGUUCGGUGUUAAGUGAGAUUUAUGAGGAGUUUAUAGCGAUAAUGUUUAAGCAAUAUCCACGGUUAUUCUCGAAAUUCCAUCGUGAAGUGUUUUGUUGGAUCGAUAAUUGGUAUGGCUUGACGAUGGCUGAUAUUCGAGCAAUUGAGGAGAAAGCCCAAAAAGAAUUAGAUGAGGUGAGUGUAAGGCCGAGCAUAAUCGUUUUAUUUGAUUAUCAUCGUUACCUUUUUAUGCAUCUUAUGCAGCUGAGCUAG